AUGGCGCAGACAAAGGCGGCGCUCGGCGGAUCCCAUUUCGGCACCGGGGACAGCGGCGGGGCCGGGCCCACCCCGCGCACCGGGGCGCACGGCGGCACCGGGGACAGCGGCGGAGCGCGGCCGCUCUCGGCCACCGGCGCUUCCAGCGGCACCGGGGACAGCGGCGGCGGCGCCCGGCCUCAUCCCGGCCCCGGAGCGUCCGGCGGCGGCGGGGGCGGCGGCGGCUCUGGGCCUGCGGCAGGCGCCGGCGCUUCCAGCACCGGGAGCGCUGGGGCUUCCCGCGGCACCGGGGAGCGCAGCGGCACCGGGACCCCUGGGGGUGCCGGAGGCUGUGGAGGCGCCGGGAGCACCGAGCGCACCGCGUGCACCAGCGGCACCGCGAGUCCCGGGGCCACCGCGACCGCGGGGGCCGCCACGAGCCCUGGGGCCGCCAGCACCACGCGGGUCCCCGCGGGCAAGGGGCGCUCCCGCCGGCGCCGCAGCCCCAACACGGCGCCGCAGUUCCAGCCCUCCAGCUACCAGGCGUCGGUGGCGGAGAACCGGCCGGCGGGGACGGCGGUGGCGCGGCUGAUGGCGGUGGACCCCGAUGCGGGCGAGGCGGGGCGGCUGCAAUACGCCAUGGCCGCGCUCUUCGACAGCCGCUCCGACGCCCUCUUUGCCAUGGACCCCGUCACCGGCGCCGUCACCACGGCCGCCCCGCUGGACCGCGAGAGCAAGAGCACCCACGUCUUCCGAGUGACGGCGGUGGACCACGGGGUGCCGCGGCGCAGUGCCAUGGCCACGCUGACGGUGACGGUGAGCGAUGCCAAUGACCACGACCCAGCGUUCGAGCAGCCCGAGUACCGUGAGAGCGUGCGGGAGAACCUGGAGGUGGGCUACGAGGUGCUGACGGUGCGGGCCACCGACGGCGACGCCGGCCCCAACGCCAAUGUCCUCUACCGCCUCCUCAACGCCGGCGGGGCCAACGAGGUCUUCGAGAUCGAUCCCCGCUCGGGCGUCAUCCGCACCCGCGGCCCCGUGGACCGUGAGGUCGUGGAGGCGUUCGAGCUGCUGGUGGAGGCCACGGACCAGGGCCAGGAGCCGGGGCCCCGCAGCGCCACGGCCACCGUGCGCAUCAUGGUGGAAGACGACAAUGACAACGCGCCGCAGUUCAGCGAGAAGCGUUACAUCGCGCAGGUACCUGAGGACGUGGCGCCCAACUCGGCCGUGCUGCGGGUGACGGCCACCGACCGCGACAAGGGCAGCAACGCCCUGGUGCACUACAGCAUCGUCAGCGGCAACACCCGCGGCCACUUCUACAUCGACGCGCAGACGGGCGCGCUGGACGUGGUCAGCCCACUGGACUACGAGGCCAGCAAGGAGUACACCCUGCGCAUCCGCGCGCAGGACGGCGGCCGCCCGCCCCUCUCCAACAUCAGCGGCUUGGUCACUGUGCAGGUGCUGGAUGUCAACGACAACGCGCCCAUCUUUGUCAGCACGCCCUUCCAGGCCACCGUGCUGGAGAACGUGCCCGUGGGCUACUCCGUCAUCCACGUGCAAGCCAUCGACGCUGACUCAGGCGACAACGCCCGCCUGGUCUACACCCUCCUUGAGACAGGCGCCGGUUUCCCCUUCGCCAUCAACAACAGCACGGGGUGGAUCGUGGUGGCCUCUGAGCUGGACCGGGAGGCGGUGGAUUUCUACAGCUUCGGGGUGGAGGCGCAGGACCAGGGCAGCCCGCCCAUGGCAUCCUCGGCCAGCGUCAGCGUCACCAUCCUGGACGUCAAUGACAACAGCCCCGAGUUCACGCAGCGGGAGUACAGUGCCCGCCUGAACGAGGACGCGGCGGUGGGCACCAGCGUGCUCACCGUCUCCGCCGUCGACCGCGACGCCAACAGCGUCAUCACCUACCAGAUCUCCAGCGGCAACACCCGCAACCGCUUCUCCAUCACCAGCCAGAGCGGCGGCGGGCUCAUCUCGCUCGCCCUGCCCCUGGACUACAAGCUGGAGCGGCAGUACCUGCUCACCAUCGCCGCCUCCGAUGGCACCCGCCAGGACACAGCCCAGGUGGUCGUCAACGUCACCGACGCCAACACCCACCGGCCCGUCUUCCAGAGCUCCCACUACACUGUCAAUGUCAACGAGGACCGGCCGGUGGGCACCACGGUGGUGGUCAUCAGCGCCACGGACGAGGACACGGGUGAGAACGCCCGCAUCACCUACCUGAUGGAGGACAGCAUCCCCCAGUUCCGCAUCGCCCCUGACACGGGGGCUGUCACCACUCAGAUGGAGCUGGACUACGAGGACCAGGUGUCCUACACCCUGGCCAUCACAGCCCGCGACAACGGCAUCCCGCAGAAGUCUGACACCACCUACCUGGAGAUCCUGGUGAGCGAUGUCAACGACAACGCGCCCCAGUUCCUCCGCGACUCCUACCAGGGCUCCAUCUACGAGGACGUGCCUGCCUUCACCAGCGUCCUCCAGGUCUCGGCCACUGACCGCGACUCGGGCCUCAACGGCAGGGUCUUCUACACCUUCCAGGGCGGUGACGACGGCGACGGCGACUUCAUCAUCGAGUCCACCUCAGGCAUCGUCCGCACCUUGCGCCGCCUGGACCGGGAGAACGUGCCGCUCUACACCCUGCGGGCGUAUGCUGUCGACAAGGGCGUGCCGGCCAGGCGGACGCCGGUGGAGAUCCAGGUGACGGUGCUGGACGUCAACGACAACCCGCCCGUCUUCGAGAGGGAUGAGUUCGACAUCUUCGUGGAGGAGAACAGCCCCAUCGGGCUGGUGGUGGCCCGCAUCACGGCCACCGACCCCGACGAGGGCACCAACGCCCAGAUCAUGUACCAGAUCGUGGAGGGCAACAUCCCCGAGGUCUUCCAGCUGGACAUCUUCUCCGGCGAGCUCACCGCCCUGGCUGACCUGGACUACGAGGCCAAGGCGGAGUACGUCAUUGUGGUGCAGGCCACUUCGGCCCCGCUGGUGAGCCGCGCCACCGUCCACGUGCGCCUGCGGGACACCAACGACAACAGCCCCCAGCUGAGGAACUUCGAGAUCGUCUUCAACAACUACAUCACCAACCGCUCGGGCAGCUUCCCCGGCGGCAUCAUCGGCCGCAUCCCAGCCCGUGACCCUGACGUCUCUGACAGCCUGACCUACGCCUUCGAGCAGGGCAACGAGCUCAACCUGGUGCUGCUGGACCCCCGCACCGGGGACCUGCGCCUCAGUCCGGCCCUGGACAACAACCGCCCGCUGGAGGCCGUCAUGAGGGUCUCCGUCUCGGAUGGGGUCCACAGCGCCACGGCGCAGUGCACGCUGCGGGUGACGGUGAUCACGGACGAGAUGCUGAGCAACAGCAUCACGCUGCGGCUGGCCGACAUGUCCCAGGAGCGCUUCCUCUCGCCCCUGCUCAGCCUCUUCCUGGAGGGGGUGGCGGCGGUGCUGGCGGCCCCCCGCCACCGCGUCGUGCUCUUCAACAUCCAGACGGACACGGACGUGGGGGCCGCCCGCAUCCUCAACGUCAGCCUCUCGGUGCGGCUGCCGGCCUCGGCACGCGGCGCCCGCUUCUUCUCCUCGGAGGAGCUGCAGGAGCGGCUGUACCUGAACCGCUCGCUGCUGGCCGCCAUCUCGGCGCAGCGCGUGCUGCCCUUCGACGACAACAUCUGCCUGCGUGAGCCCUGCGAGAACUACAUGCGCUGCGUCUCCGUCCUCAAGUUCGACAGCUCGGCGCCCUUCCUGGCCUCCGACACCGUCCUCUUCCGCCCCAUCCACCCCGUCACCGGCCUGCGCUGCCGCUGCCCGCCCGGCUUCACCGGCGACUACUGCGAGACCGAGGUGGACCUCUGCUUCUCCAGCCCCUGCGGCAGCAACGGGCGCUGCCGGAGCCGCGAGGGCGGCUACACCUGCGAGUGCCACGAGGACUUCACCGGGGAGCACUGCGAGCUGAGCGCCCGCCGUGGCCGCUGCGUGCCGGGGGUCUGCCGCAACGGGGGCACCUGCGUCAACCUGCUGGUGGGGGGCUUCCGCUGCGAGUGCCCCCCCGGGCACUACGAGAAGCCCUUCUGCGCCAUGAGCACCCGCAGCUUCCCCCGCUCCUUCGUCACCUUCCGCGGCCUCCGCCAGCGCUUCCACUUCACCCUCGCCCUGACGUUCGCCACCAAGGAGCGGGACGCGCUGCUGCUUUACAACGGGCGCUUCAACGAGAAGCACGACUUCGUGGCGCUGGAGAUCGUCCGCGAGCAGAUCCAGCUCACCUUCUCGGCAGGUGAGACGACGACCACGGUGUCCCCGUUCGUGCCGGGCGGUGUCAGCGAUGGGCAGUGGCACCGGGUGCAGCUGCACUACUACAACAAGCCCGUGCUGGGGAAGUCAGGGCUGCCCCAGGGCCCCUCGGAGCAGAAGGUGGCCGUGGUGGCGGUGGACGACUGCGACACAGGCAUGGCCCUCAAGUUCGGCCCCAUGCUGGGCAACUACUCGUGCGCGGCGCAGGGCACCCAGUCCGGCUCCAAGAAGUCGCUGGAUCUGACGGGACCGCUGCUGCUGGGCGGCGUGCCCACCCUGCCCGAGAGCUUCCCCAUCCGCAGCCGCCACUUCGUGGGCUGCAUGCGGCACCUGCACAUCGACGAGCGCCCGGUCGACCUGGCCGCCUUCAUCGCCAACAACGGCACCGUGCCAGGCUGCCCCGCCAAGAAGACGGUGUGUGACGCCGGCACGUGCCACAACGGGGGCACCUGCGUGCACGAGUGGGACAGCUUCAGCUGCCAGUGCCCGCUGGGCUUCGGGGGCAAGACGUGCCAGGAAGAGAUGGCGAGUCCCCAGCGGUUCCUGGGCAGCAGCCUGGUGGCCUGGAGCGGGCUGGCGCUGCCCCUGACGCUGCCCUGGCACCUGGGGCUGAUGUUCCGCACGCGGCAGCCCCGCGGGUUGCUGCUGCGCGCCUCCGCCGGGCCCAUGGCCACCCUCACCCUGCAGCUGAGCGAGGGGCAGGCGGAGGCGGGCGUGUGGCAGGGGGGCUCCCGCCUGGCCUGGCUGCGGCUGCCCCACGCCAGGGUCAACGACGGCGCCUGGCACCACCUCCAGCUGGAGCUGCGGGGGGCCCCCGGCCGCGCCCCCCCAGCCACCCUCCUCCUCCUCGCCCUGGACUACGGCCGCCACCAGGCGGUGGCCGACGUGGCCGGGGGGCUGCAGGGCCUGCGGCUGCGGACGCUGAGCGUGGGGGGGCUGGCGGGGGACAGCGGCCAGGUGGAGCAGGGCUUCCGCGGCUGCCUGCAGGGCGUGCGCGUGGGCGAGACGGCGGCCAGCGCGGUGGCACUGGCGGUGGCACCGGCGGCGCGGGUGAACGUGGAGGGAGGCUGCGCCCUGCCCGACCCCUGCGACUCGGGGCCGUGCCCCCCCCACAGCUACUGCAGUGACGACUGGGACAGCUUCUCCUGCAGCUGCCACCCGGGCUACUUUGGUGACAGCUGCAUCAGCGCCUGCGCCCUCGACCCCUGCGAGCACCGGGGUGCCUGCGUGCGCAGAGCCGGUGCCACCCACGGCUACGUCUGCGAGUGUCCCCAGGGCUACUUCGGGCCAUACUGCGAGCACAAGGUGGACCAGCCGUGCCCACGGGGGUGGUGGGGCCACCCCACCUGCGGCCCCUGCAGCUGCGACGUCGCCAAGGGCUUCGACCCCGACUGCAACAAGACGACGGGCGAGUGCCGCUGCAAGGAGAACCACUACCGGCCGGCGGGCAGCGACGCCUGCCUGCUCUGCGACUGCUACCCCACCGGCUCCCUGUCCCGCCUCUGCGACGCCACCAGCGGGCAGUGUCCCUGCAAGGCCGGCGUCAUCGGGCGCCACUGCGACCGCUGCGACAACCCCUUCGCCGAGGUGACGGCGAGCGGCUGUGAAGUCAACUACGACAGCUGUCCCCGUGCCAUCGAGGCCAGCAUUUGGUGGCCACGGACGCGCUUCGGGCUGCCUGCUGCUGCCCCGUGCCCCAAGGGCUCCAUCGGCACGGCGGUGCGUCACUGCGACGAGCACAAGGGCUGGCUGCCCCCCAACCUCUUCAACUGCACCUCGCUGGCCUUCGCCGCCCUCAAGGGCUUCGCGGAGCGGCUGGUGCGCAACGAGUCGGUGCUGGACACGGCGCAGUCGCAGCGGGUGGCCCUGCAGCUGCACAACGCCACGCGCCACACGGCCGCCUACUUCGGCAGCGACGUGCGCCUGGCGUACCGGCUGGCCGCCCGCCUGCUGCAGCACGAGAGCGCCCAACGCGGCUUCCGACUGGCCGCCACGCAGGACGUCCACUUCACCGAGAACCUGCUGCGGGUGGGCAGCGCCCUGCUGGACGCCAGCAACAAGCGGCACUGGGAGCUGAUCCAGCAGACGGAGGGCGGCACGGCCUGGCUGCUGAAGCACUUCGAGGACUACGCCAGCGCCCUGGCGCAGAACAUGCGCCAGACCUACCUCAGCCCCUUCACCAUCGUCACCCCCAACAUCGUGGUGUCGGUGGUGCGGCUGGACAAGGGCAGCUUCGCGGGCGCCCGGCUGCCACGCUACGAGGCGCUGCGGGGGGAGAAGCCCCCCGACCUGGAGACCACCGUCAUCCUGCCCGAGAGCGUCUUCCGGCCCCCCGAGGGCAGGCACCACCCCACGGGGCAUGGGAAGCCACUGCCGAGCCCGGGAGGGCAGGAGGAGGAGGACGAGGAGGAGGAGGAGGAGGAGGAGGAUGAAGAGGCUGCAGAGGAGGAGGACGAGGAGGAGGAGGUGACCUUGGUGACCCGGCACAAGCGGCACCCGGAGCUGAGCGAGGGCCAGGCCAUUGCCAGCGUCAUCAUCUACCGCACCCUGGCCGGGCUCCUGCCCGAGCAGUACGACACCGACAAGCGCAGCCUCAGGGUGCCCAAGCGGCCCAUCAUCAACACGCCGGUGGUGAGCAUCAGCGUGCACGCGGCGGCAGGGCGGGCGCCGCGGGCGCUGGAGAAGCCGAUCACGCUGCAGUUCCGCCUGCUGGAGACCCAGGAGCGCUCCAAGCCCAUCUGCGUCUUCUGGAACCACUCGCUGCUGGCGGGCGGCGCGGGCGGCUGGUCGGCGCGGGGCUGCGAGGUCGUGUUCCGGAACCAGAGCCACGUCAGCUGCCAGUGCAACCACAUGACGAGCUUCGCCGUGCUCAUGGACAUCUCCCGGCGAGAGAACGGGGAGAUCCUGCCGCUGGCGGCGCUGACCUACGCCUCGCUGGGGGUGGCGCUGGCGGGGCUGCUGCUGGCCGUGCUGGUGCUGGGCGCCCUGCGGGGGCUGCGCUCCAACCGCCACAGCAUCCGGCGGCACGGCGCCACCGCCCUGCUGCUGGCGCAGCUCGUCUUCCUGCUGGGCAUCAACCAGGCCGACCUGCCGCUGGCGUGCACGGUGGUGGCCAUCCUGCUGCAGUUCCUGCACCUGAGCGCCGUGGGCUGGGCGCUGCUGGAGGCGCUGCACCUCUACCGGCGUCGCAGCGAGCCGCGGCACGUCGACCGCGGGCCCAUGCGCUUCUACCACGUGCUGGGCUGGGGGCUGCCCGCCUUCAUCACCGGGCUGGCGGUGGGGCUGGACCCCGAGGGCUACGGCAACCCCGACUUCUGCUGGCUCUCCAUCCACGACAGCCUGGUCUGGAGCCUGGCGGGGCCCAGCGCCUGCGCCGUGGCGGUCGGCGUCUUCUUCCUCGUGCUGGCGGCCAGGGCCUCCUGCGCCGCCCCCCAGGGCUUCGAGAAGAAGGGCACGGGCUCCGGGCUGCAGACGGCGCUGGUGGUGCUGGUGCUGCCCAGCCUGGCCUGGCUGCUGGCCCUGCUCGCCGUCAACAGCGACGCCAUCCUCUUCCACUACCUCUUCGCCAUCUCCAACUGCCUCCAGGGCCCCCUCAUCUUCCUCUUCUGCGUGGUGCUGAGCAGGGAGGUGCGGCAGAGCCUGCGCUCCAGCUGCGCCCGUGCCCGCGGCCCCGACCCCGCGCUGGCCACCAAGUCCACCCUGACCACCGCGUACAGCUGCGACACCACCUACGUGGCCGGCCGGCUCUACCAGGCGCCCUUCGGGGACUCCACGGGCUCCCUGCACAGCGUGGCCAAGAGCCAGCACAGCUACAUCCCCUUCGUGCGCAGGGAGGACGCGGGGCUGAGCGGCGGCCGCGUGCAGCCGGCGCUGGCCGAGCCGGGCGGGCUCCUCCUGGACGCCGCGGAGCAGCAGCACGAGCACGACACCGAUUCCGACAGCGACCUGUCGCUGGAGGAUGACCCCAGCGGCUCCUUCGGCUCCACGCACUCCUCCGACAGCGAGGACGAGGCCGCCGGUGCCGGCUGGGACGCGCUGCUGCGCCCCGAGCAGCCGCCCGCACCCACGGCGCCCCCGUCCCCACCCGCAGGUGACAGCCCGGUGGCCCCGGCGCGGCCAUACUGGCCCGGGGAGUUCGUGACGACGGCCAGCGAGAGCGACGGGCACGGGGGCUCGGAGACGCUGCGGGUGGAGCCGGCGGCGGGGGGCGAGGCGCCCCCAAGACCCCCCCCGCUGCUGCCGCUGCCUCACCCCCACAAAGGCAUCCUGAAGAAGAAGAGCUUGCCCCCCAUCAGCGAGCGCAGCACCCCGCGCCCCGCGCAGCCCGCGCCCCCCCCGCCGCCCCCCGCCGGCACCGCCGCCUCCUCGGGCAGCGAGGGCAGCCGCGGAGGGGGCCCCGGGGCGCCCCGGCCCCGCCAGAGCCUGCAGGAGCAGCUCAGCGGCGCGGCGCCCAUCGCCAUGAGCAUCCGGGCGGGCACCGUGGACGAGGACUCCUCCGGCUCCGAGAGCGACGAGACCUCCAUUUAACGGGGACCCGGCGGGCACCACCCCUGCUCCAGGGACACCGGGGGGGUGGCACUGGGAGGGGGGGGGGCACGGAGUCGCACCCCCCCAUUGCACUUUGGACCUUGCCCCACGCCCAGCAGGGGUUUGCCCCCCCAUACACCUCGGGGGCCAUGGGGCAGUUCCGCCGGCAUGGGGUGCCCCCCCCCGGUGCCAUGGGGCACCCCCAGGAAUUGUCCACGGCACUGAUGCCCGAUGGAGGGUUUUAUUUAAAAAAUACAUGAAAAAUA
This is a messenger RNA of Cygnus olor (mute swan), 9056 nucleotides long. It is a transcript of the gene CELSR2, whose product is annotated as cadherin EGF LAG seven-pass G-type receptor 2. Lineage: Eukaryota; Metazoa; Chordata; Aves; Anseriformes; Anatidae. Gene Ontology annotation, biological process: cell surface receptor signaling pathway; homophilic cell-cell adhesion; G protein-coupled receptor signaling pathway. The record is from RefSeq and is a predicted model, not a curated record. Gene Ontology annotation, molecular function: calcium ion binding; G protein-coupled receptor activity. Gene Ontology annotation, cellular component: plasma membrane.